UCUUUCCAAAGCUUCUUCUAAAUUUUCUCAAGUUUUCUAUCCUCUUUAAUGGCUAUGGAGGAUUUUCUCGCCUUUCCAGCUUUAUCACUAACUCUCCCCAUCUUCACUUUCUUUCUCUUCUUAUACACUCUCACUCGGAAAACCAAAACACUCAACCUACCUCCGGGCAGCUACGGGUGGCCGAUCAUCGGUGAGACUUUAGCCUUCGUAAACCAAGACCAUCACAAGUUCAUUAGCCAAAGAAUGAGAAAAUACUCGCCAAAGAUCUUCAAAACCAACAUCUUGGGCGAGAAAGCAGUGGUGAUAUGCGGCGCCGCUGGCCAUAAAUUCGUUUCUUCAAACGAGGAGAAGCUUUUCCAGGUAUGGCGACCCCAUUCCAUGCAGAGACUCUUUCAUACCUACACAGAGAAAUUCAACUCGGCUGCCGAGAUCCGACUCGUCAAAACCCCGGGCUUCCUUCGGUCCGAGUUGUUGCUCGAGUACGUGCAAGUAAUGGACUCUUUAGUCGCCCAACACUUCAACACGUAUUGGACUAAUAAUAAAAAAGUCAUCGAGGUCCAUCAUUUGGCUCAGCUUCUAGUUCUAAACAUUUCGAGCCAAUACUUCUUAGGCUUAGAAGACCAAGCCCGGAUUCAGAAGCUGUCCAAGUUGUGGGACACCAUGAUGUUUGCUCUUCAUGUCAUUCCAUUGAAUUUUCCGGGAACCAUUUACUACCGGGCCAUGAAGGCGGCGAAGAUUGUCAGGGAAGAGCUUAAGGUUUUGAUAAAGGAGAAAAGAGUGACCAUGGCCGCUGGAGUUAAGAUGAACGAUGUUUUGUCGUUCAUGAUGAAUAAUCCUGACUCCACUGGUCGAUACGUAACUGAUGAUGAAAUCGCCGGUAAAGUUAUGGGCUUGGUUUCCGCCGCCUUCAAUUCUCCGGCGAUGACUACCGCUUUCAUUGUUAAAUAUCUUGGACAGAGACCCGAUGUAUAUGACAAAGUCCGAAAAGAACAAGAGGAGAUUCGAAGGUCCAAAAAAGAAGGAGAGGGACUAAAUUGGGAGGAUAUACAGAAGAUGAAGUAUUCAUGGAACGUAGCACUUGAAGUGAUGAGGGUGAUUCCACCUCUUCAAGGAACUUUUAGAGAGGCCAUUGUUGAUUUUACCUACGAAGGUUAUACUGUCCCAAAAGGCUGGAAGGUAUACUGGACAAUGAGCACAACAAACAUGAACUCAGAGCAUUUCGAAGCACCGGAAGAGUUUGAUCCAACAAGGUACGAGAAAUCAUCAAGUGUGCAACCCUACACGAAUAUCCCAUUUGGAAGUGGGCCGCGGGCUUGUCCUGGCAAAGAGUUUGCUCGGCUUCAACUCCUCACUUUCAUGCACCACCUCCUCACCAAAAUCAACUACUGGGAUGUCCUUAAUCCCCACACCAAGGUUUUGGGUGGCUUGAAUCCCAUACCCAUUCAAGGCCUUCAUAUUCGUCUUCAUUAAAUCAAUACAUAUAUACACCCAUGUCUACACGACUCACCAUGUCACCAUACCUAUA
This is a messenger RNA of Humulus lupulus (European hop), 1525 nucleotides long. RefSeq names its product beta-amyrin 28-monooxygenase-like. The transcript has 3 exons. Gene Ontology annotation, molecular function: monooxygenase activity; oxidoreductase activity, acting on paired donors, with incorporation or reduction of molecular oxygen; heme binding. The record is from RefSeq and is a predicted model, not a curated record. Gene Ontology annotation, biological process: sterol metabolic process. Lineage: Eukaryota; Viridiplantae; Streptophyta; Magnoliopsida; Rosales; Cannabaceae. Bases 49 to 1470 code for a protein of 473 amino acids.